Molecule: messenger RNA, 1438 nt
Organism: Paramormyrops kingsleyae
Lineage: Eukaryota; Metazoa; Chordata; Actinopteri; Osteoglossiformes; Mormyridae
Product: major histocompatibility complex class I-related gene protein-like
Biological process (GO): immune response
Cellular component (GO): external side of plasma membrane
Source: RefSeq, a predicted model, not a curated record
GACGGGAACGCGCAUAAAGCGGAGAAGUACGGGAACGCGCAUAAAUCGGAGAAGGACGGAAACGUGAAAGGUCUUCUGCUUCGUGCCGCUGAAAUCAUCGACGAAUAACUUUUUUUCUAUCAGUUACCUAAAAAACACCGCGAUAUGGGGUCCGGAGUCGUCUUUCUGAUGUUCACUUGCUUUUCGAUGGCUGGGAGCGAAAUACACACUCUGGAAUACAUCUACACUGCCCUGUCGAAGCCUGUAGAGGUUCCUGGUGUGUAUGAGUUCACCGCCAUGGGGAUUCUGGAUAACGAACAGAUUGACUACUACAACAGCAAGGAAAAAACCAAAAUUCCCAGGCAGACGUGGAUGUCUCAGAGACUGGAUGGUAAUUACUGGGAUAAAGGCACUUCGUCUCGCAAGAGCAAGGAGCAGUGGUUCAAAGUCAAUGUUGAGAUUUUGAUGAACCGAAUGAACCACAGCAAGGGGGGUCUCCAUGUCCUGCAGUGGAGGCAUGGCUGUCAGGGGGAACCUCAGCCUGAUGGCACACUGGCCUUUCGCGAUGGUUUUGAUCAGUAUAGCUAUGAUGGUGGGGACUUCCUCUCCUUUGAUCCGAAACAUUUGCAAUGGGUCGCCCCAGUUUCACAAGCCCGGGCCACCAAAAGGAAAUGGGACGACUCACAAACCCUCAACCAGUACACAGAGGGAUACCUAAAGAGGGAGUGCAUGGACUGGCUAACUAAAUUCAUGGGCUAUGGAGAAAAGGGCCUGAAAAAUCAGCCUGCUCCCGGGGUUUAUCCACAUGCUAAAACCACUAAAACCCCCGGCAAAGUGAUUCUUCACUGCCUGGUCACUGGAUUGCACACCAGAGAUGUGGAAGUCGACAUCUACAGGAAUGACGACAACAUGACUGAAGCUGACGGGGUGACUUCAACAGGGAUCAGACCCAGUGAAUUCAGUGCUGACGGGACGAUGGCAAAGACGUACCAGCUGAAGAAGUCGAUUGAGAUACUCAAGUCUGACUUGGAUAUAUAUCGUUACAAAGUAACAUACAGGGGAGAUGUUACCGCUGCUGGCAAAUGGGAGGCACCAAAAUUGGAAGGUGGACACGCUGCGAUUAUCUGUGGUGUUUUACUGGUGGUGUUCAUUAUCAUUUUGGGCAUUGUUGCAGUCCUGUUUCGAAAAAAGAUCAGCGAGAAUUGUAUUUCAGUCCUACGCAGCUUUGGCAGUAAAGAUACUGUGACCACUGAUGGAAGCUCCAACCCUACGGACACAGAGAUGGAGAAACAGAAUCUGACAAAUGGGGAGCCCAAUGGGAUCAGCGUUCCUGAGGCAGAAAAACUGAAGUCAGCAAAUGGCCAUGCGGAUGUGUAAUGUGACGUGAUUUCUUGCUGGGUGUUACUGUUGUUAUACAAAAAUACAUGAAUAUAUGCUUUAGAAUUUUAGAACAAGGAUA